AUGCGGGGCACAGAAAGGAAAGGGAAAUCCCCACGCAGCAGCCCUCAGCCAAGAGCAGCAGCCGCCUCCUCCCAACGGUCUCCAUCGCCUGGGACACCCCAGGGGACGCAUCACAAUGGGGGGGGCUUUAUAAAGGGCGCCAGCAGGCAGCUGCCCCAGUACGGCCUGGGCCACCGGCGAGUGCGCUUCAAGGCCAUGGCUUCGAUGACGGUCCGCGUCUUGGUUCUGCUGAGCUUCUUCCUGCGCCUGCCGGUGGUCGGCAAAGAGCUGGAGGAGGCCACACACGAGCACAUGCGGCUCCGGGAGGAGCAUCUCAACCAGGAGAUGGCUCAGCUGAUGGUGGAGCUGGAGCAGAGGAGCCAGGAGCAGAGCACCUCUGCCCCGGGAGCCCUGCUCUUGGCUGCCUUGCAGCACUGGCAGUUCUGGGCAGUCGCUGGAGUCCUAGUGCUGUUCCUCGGGCUCUGCUGGUGGCUGAGGAAUAGAAGCCAUGAGGAGAAGGAAGUCGAGGAGGAGGAGGAAGAAGAGGAGGACGAGCCAUUAGAUAUGUACCGAUUUCUUGAUGAGCACCCGUUGUGGCCCCAGCCAGACAGGGAAGAAGGAGUAGGCACGAUGUUGGAAGAGCUUGUGAAUGACCUCCUCUGUGUCUGCCGUAUCCUCUCCAGCAACAGCUUCAUGCCAUGGCUGCAGCCAGCUGUCAGCAUGGGUGGCUUUGCAGGAGCCCAGGCUCUCAGUGAAGACUUUGUCUACCGCCUGCUUGUGCCCCUGAAGCCACCCCCUGGGCACUCCUUCCACCUCAAGCGGGACAGCAAAGGGGACAACCCGGUGAGGGACAGCCGCCUGCUUGUCACGCUGGAGUGCACAUGCCAAAGGCAUCGGCGGCUGGGGGACAUGCUCUGCUUCCUCCACCACCCUGAGGACGAGCUGAUGACCAGGCAGGAAGCCAACCUCCUACAAACCCUCUGCAUCGGCUCAUACCUCGACAUGCAGAAAACUGCCUUCUGGCUCCAGGGGCUGAUGACAGCAGCCAGCGUUGAUCUCUUUGAGGACAUCCUGUGCAGACUCACCGUGUUGCCCUCCACACGGUUCUGCAAGUUCAAGCUGACCAACAGCGUUGGGACAUUCCUCUACGUUGAGCUGAUCUUGGCAGUGAAGGUGGGCAACACAUUUGUAACCAUGGAGUAGGCAGAAGUCCGUGUUACCAGCAGCACGAGGUGGCCAGAGAGUGAGUGCCAAAGAGAGAGAGUUCAUUCCUUCUGAGUCCUUCCCUUUGUGCAAAGUUGUCAAUAAUCUGCCUGUGUUUGAACAAAGGGCAAGUGUCUGCAUCAGGUUUUUUGCAGAACUUGGGCGCAGGGUGCUGACUGCUCAGAUGCCCCAGAGUCGA
Molecule: messenger RNA, 1381 nt
Organism: Calidris pugnax (ruff)
Lineage: Eukaryota; Metazoa; Chordata; Aves; Charadriiformes; Scolopacidae
Product: inositol 1,4,5-trisphosphate receptor-interacting protein-like 1
Exons: 1
Coding region: 1-1182 (393 amino acids)
Source: RefSeq, a predicted model, not a curated record